GCAGGCGCGUGCGCCGCCAACAGCGGUUGGGUUUAGUGGCAGAUUGGGCCCCGAAGAGAAUGUAACAAUGGAGCUGCCUCCUCCGGGAAUCCGGAGGGUUUCCAUCAACCCUCUAGAGGCACCCCGCAAGUUUUCCAUCUUCGCAGGCAUGGUGCCCACCCGCUCAUCUUUGGGCCCCUCCUUGGCCUCCGCUGGGACCUCGAAGCUCUUCACCCAGAGCAACCUGAGGGCCCCCAACCUGAUGCCGGGCCCCCUUCCCCAGAAGAGCUCCCUCAGCCCCCCGGACGCCAUGCGGCGCAGGGUGUCCAACGUCUCCUCCGUGCACUACGCCGACGAGCAAAGCAAGCCGCCACCCUUGGACGCCGACAAAGAGAAGGAGAAGGGCAAGGGCAAGGGCACCGGGACGCGGCUGCUGAACAUGCUAAGAAAAACUCUUCAAGGGUCUGACAGUGAGGAAAUGAUAACAGCACAGGAAACACCAAAUUUGAUACCAUUUGGAGAUGUGGUCGGCUGCCUGGCUGUUCACAUAAAGACUUGUAGACAGUUUUCUCACAGGUUCAUUAUACAACAGCAUGUUAACAUGUUCAUUCGUGUCUCUAUAAACCACAUCGUGAAAUGCACAAAACUUCGGAACCUGAGAGCUGUUAACAAUGAAAAGAACCUUGUCCUUAGGUUUGAUGAAGUGAAGUAUUUUUCUGUACAGGUUCCCAGACGUCAAGAUGAUGAGCGGAAUAAUAUUUUCUUGGAACUAAUGCAAGAUGCAGGAAACAUAGAAAAACCUCCCCUUUCCUUGGGCAGUGUUGAAUCACACCUUUAUGAAGUAAUACAGAAAGGCUGCUUUACCGAAGUCUUGCAAAUGAUGCAUAGACACACAUUUAUCUGCAGGUUGGAGGUGGAGUUCAUGUUUUCCUACGGAAACUUUGGUUAUGGAUUUUCACAUCAGUUAAAACCUCUUCAGAAAAUCAUCGAACCAUCUAUGUUUAUGAAGAUUGCACCUCCUCCAGAAAGAACAGAUCCUGUCACAAAUGUCAUUACUCCACAACGAGUAGAAUACCCAGCAUUCUUAUCCCCAGAAUUGAACGUUACCGUCGGGUCUGCUGAAACCAGCCAGCCAUCUGCGGCGGUGCGACUUGAAAAACUCCGUGAGAAACCCCGGGAAAGGUUGGAAAAAAUGAAAAAGGAGUAUAGAAAUUUGAACACAUGGAUGGAGAAAGCUGAGUACUUAAAAAACCUUAUUACUCCAAAAGUGGCUUACCAAGAUUCUGAGGAAGUUAGUUUGAUUGAAGUAUCUGAACACAAUUAUAGUCUAUUGGAAGAAGAGCAUGAAAAUGUGUCACAUGAUAUCCAUUAUAGAAAAUCUGAUACUAUUUCAACUGAGUCUACGGACAAGAGCGACAAGGAAAACCUGGUCAUACCAGCUUUGAGACUGUCGGACCAAGGUUACCCAGAGCCCUUUCUUCAGAGAAGCAGUGAAUCAGUGCCGGAGGACAUUCCGCUGCCCCCCAUUCACAGCCUGCAGAUAAUAGAGGAGGAUGAGGUGCAGUAUCCACACGCCCCUUUUGUGUGGGAAGACAAGCCACAGGAAGAGCGGAGUGUGAUGUUGCCAUUGGAUGAACAGCUGCUUCCCAAACCAAGCAUUUUAAGAAUAGCCUCUUCUCUACAGGAGGUUAAGUAUAAAAAGGAAAAAUUUCCUCAUUUUUCAGAUGUGUUAGCAAUGCCUGAGAAGCCCUUAGGACAAGAAAAUACAAAUCAAAAAGGGAAAACUUUCAUCCAGUUAAGGAAACCUUGGGAAACACGUCCUCCUGACUUUGUCAGUGGCCUCCGAAAGGUGGCUUUUGCACAAAAAGAGUACACUACACCAGUUUUCAGACAGGAAUCUGCAGAAUUCAAACCCAGACAUCAGAAAUUCAUCAAGGGUGGUCUUGAUCCUUUUCUAAGGAACAUAAACAGCAAAAUGUCAUUCAAAAAGAAGAAAGACCAAGACGCAUACAGAUAUCCAAGCACUUUAAGUACAGAAGUUGCAGAGCACGAAGAUCAAGACCCUCCUUACCCAGAACAUUCAAGGUCUGCAGGAUCUAAUACAACCUGGGCUAACGAUCCUAACCUCAUCACAAUCCACAUGGUAACCAAAAAGAAUAAUGUGCCUCCUGACCAUACUACCACCACCACAAUGACUUCAGACAGGAAGAACAAUUUGCCACAUGAUCCUACUCUCAACACAACAAACACUUCACAUACGAAGAGUAUAUUUACAAGUGGUAAUCCCGUCAUCACCAUAACAAAGAUUUCAGAAUCUGAUUAUAAACUGUCAACUGAUCCUAGUUCCAAGACAACGAAGCCUUCAGAGACGAGGCUAUCCAGCAGCCCUAGUUCCCAUACAACAAAGCCUUCAGAGACGAGGCUAUCCAGUGGCCAUAGCUCCCAUACAACAAAGCCUUCAGAGACAAGGCUAUCCAGUGGCCCUAGUUCCCAUACAACAAAGCCUUCAGAGACAAGGCUAUCCAGUGGCCCUAGUUCCCAUACAACAAAGCCUUCAGAGACAAGGCUAUCCAGCGGGCCUAGUUCCAAUACAACAAAGCCUUCAGAGACCAGGCUAUCCAGCGGCCCUAGUUCCAAUACAACAAAGCCUUCAGAGACGAGGCUAUCCAGCGGCCCUAGUUCCCAUACAACAAAGCCUUCAGAGAUGAGGCUAUCCAGUGGCCCUAGUUCCAAUACAACAAAGCCUUCAGAGACCAGGCUAUCCAGCGGCCCUAGUUCCCAUACAACAAAGCCUUCAGAGACAAGGCUAUCCAGCGGGCCUAGUUCCCAUACAACAAAGCCUUCAGAGACAAGGCUAUCCAGUGGCCCUAGUUCCCAUAUAACAAAGUCUUCAGAGACGAGGCUAUCCAGUGGCCCUAGUUCCCAUACAACAACGUCUUCAGACACUAAUAGGUUGGCCCAUAAUCCUAGUAUAAAUGGAUAUAAAUCUUCAGAUCCUAGUAAGUUGUCCCAUGAUCCUAGUAACAUUUCAACAAAGUCUUCAGAUCCUAGUAAGUUGAGCCAUGAUUCUAGUAUCAAUGCAAGAAAGUCUUCAGAUACUAAUAAGUUAUCCCAUGAUGCUAGUAUCAUUUCAACAAAAUCUUUAGAUAGUAAGAAUAAAUUGCCAAGUGGUAAGCCUACUGUCAAUUCAGAUCUUACUACCAACACAGCAAAAACUCCAGCUACGAGGGACAUGUUAGCAUGGGAUCCUGUCACCGUCACAGUCGACUCUUCAGAUAUGCAGAGUAAGUUAGGAGAACAGCUACCAGAUGUAUCUUUACCAAACUGCCACAGAGAAUCAUCAGUGACUGGAAAUGGUAGCAUAUAUCACCCCUCAAGCUCAAUCAAUUUUACCUCUGAUAUUGAAAAUUUAAAACAGUCAAUAGUACUCAAAUCAAUUUUAAGUAAAAAUCUGCAAGACCUUUCAGAUGAGUUGUUUUCUACCCCGGAAAUCUGCCCCAAUGCCGAGGGGAUGCAGGAAAACUCCCCUCUGCCUCUAGGUGUGCAUGACAGACCACCAUGUGGGACAGAAGACAGAGUGCUUGAACAAGUCCAAGAUAUAAACAGCUGGCUUUCACCCAAAGAUAUUCUGAAUUCACAGGCUCCUUUAAGUCCUGUGAUUAAAAGUGUUCCUCAAGAUUUACUUCCGGAAGGCGGGCCAGGAACAUCUUCAGACAUAGAAGUUGUCUCUGACAAACACUUAGAGGCUGCUGAAAUACACUUUCCAAUGAACAGAAAGAGCAAUUUCAAGACCAAACAUUUAGUAAGUGAAGUAUCAGGUUCCGAUCAGGGUUUAAAUGGCAGUGUACGUGACUACGUCAUUAAGCAGAUAUUCACUGCACCCAUAUUCUCGAAGCUAGAGACAGGAGCAACGGUACUGAGCGAGACACAGAUGGCCUUACAAGACCAGCUGUUCACAUACUGGGAGAGAACUACAUCUUCACAGAUUCUUACCUACGAAGAAAAAAGCAAUGGAGCUCCUCUGUCACGGCCAAAAUCUGGGAUAAGCACAAUAAUACAGUCGUUUCCUGUAGAAACUCUGUUAGAUUCUGGGAUAAUCAAAGUGCUACAACUAGAUAAAGAAAACCAGAGCUCUCUGUUGGACGUACAGACAGCCUCUCCUGAGGAAAAGCUGCAGACUCCCACAGAGCAGCUCCAUAAAGUCAAAAGCCAAACAAAACUGCUUUCAAGACAGACGACACCUAGCACUAAGCCCAUAGAGACCUCUGCGAAUGCAGUCGAUUACACAGAAGACAGCCAAAGUACAUCAGCACAAGAGCCAAACUACCCAAAAGCAGAGAGAAAGUUCGACUCCCCAAAUGCACACCCGAGUCCGGACACGGAGGAGGCUGGGCUCAGUUCCGCUGUCGAGUCUCUAAGUAACUUAAUGGGCAAUCUUAAAGACACAGACUCAGUCAUAUUAAAAUCCAUCCUAAAAAGUAUCUUCAAAAAUUUCUUCAAAUACAAUCAGUCUGAAAGAAAAGAGUAUCUAGACAGACAGUUUGACAGACUAACACAACAUUCUUCACCACGUGGUACAGAACACUUAGAGAAAACGCAAGAGAAUUUUAAUAAAGCGGGCAAAACAGACAAGAAGCCCAUUCUGGAUCCGAAGCUGAGUGUGUUUCUAGAGAAACUCUCAGAGUCAGAAGUAAAAAACAUGAAGUCUGAGUUAAGCAAGCACAUUCAGCAUUACCUUCUAGAAAAGCUCUCAGAGGCAGGCCACAUCACUAAGGAGGACUUACCCCAAAUUUACCGAAACCUGUAUCUGAUGAAUGAGAAAACAGAGUUAAAGGAGCAAAGCUCUUUUCAGGACAAGUAUUCCAAAACUGUCGAGGAAAUCAUGUCCUUUGUAAAUAAUUUUAACCAUCAUUUCAUAGAUAAACAUUUAGAAAUAAAGCUUAGAUCUUUUCUAAAUGAAAUUCUCCAAAAUUAUUUUGUGAAGAAUCUUUCAGGAAGCAAUUUAUUCAAUGAGACGGAUGGUGUGGCGCUCCGUCCCAGCAUGUCCUCCGUGGCGAGUAACAGCUCUUCGAAGGCUCUGCACGGGCUGCAAGAUAUUGCCAGCGGGAGUUUUGGUUCAAGGCUCAAAUUAAACAUGAAAUACCCUUUCAACGAAUCUCUACAAAAUUAUCUUAAACCUUUAUCAGAAAAUGAAUUAUUAAGUCUAAAAGCUGAUUUGAGCAAAUAUGUUCAGGUUCUCUUUAUAGAUAAACUUCAUAAAUCAGGACUAAUGACAGAGAGGCAACUAAAGGGAAUCAGCCAGCAAGUUAACUCACUUAAUUCGCCUCCCAUGCCAUUCAAAUACAUAAACACAGAUUCACCUUUUAGAGAUGAAAGUUGCUUUAUGAGGGAGGAUUCAGAAGAGCAAAAGAAAUAUCCAAAGACUGGUCAAAAUACCACCUUUCGAACAUUUCUUGAAGAUAUACAUGGAGAAACAGAACCGACCAGAAAGGGAGAAAAAGGAAGUUCCUUUUCACACAAUUUAAAAGAAAAUCCAUCAACAACUUGGGAACAUAAACAUCUUUAUAGUAGGGAAGUUAAAACAUUAAUGAAAGUACAACCUCCUUCCAACAAAAAUACCCAGGCAGUUGCAUUAAAUAAGUCACCAGAAAGACCUGCAGAUGUAUUCCGUAAGAAACACAAGCAAGACCAUGGUUUCAUGCAACUUCCUCAAGCAGAAAAUUGUAUUUACAAAACAGAUACUCAAGAGCCAUACAGUUGGGAUGGUAGAUCAAAACCAAUUCAAUCAAAACUCUGCUUUGAAAAGACACUAAAGGUGAAGGCGCUUGAGAAAAGGGAUAACAAUAACAUUUGCAAACUGGCUGUUCAGGAAAGACCUGAUCCAGGAUUUUCACCUUACCUAAAACUUCCUACCUGCAAAACCUCAAGAGAAAACGAACACCUGAACAGGCUCUCCUUCCCUACCUGGCGGACUAACACUUUCAUUUAUGUCAACACAGAGAAUGGGGAGCAAUCAAAAUUAGACCAGUAUUGCCAGAGGUGGAAAGAAAAUAAUAAUAACAAUAAAAAACACUUGGUGACAUUUGCACAAUUCAAAAAUGAAAUGGAAACUCUUUAUAUAAACCCGUAUGAAGACCGCAAAGAAAGAUGUGCCAGAGGGGCUGAAUCGCAGGCGUUCCGAUUCAAAGAGGAGGAGAGAAACCCCAGGCCAUCUUUCUUCCCAGAAGUACUGACGAGAGAAAGCAUGAAGUCCAGAAGAAAAGAAAGAGACUACACCACCAAACCAAAGAAGUCAUUUCACAAGAUAGUCAGGAUACUGCCAGCCGCGCUGCCCACUGCAAGACCUCAUCUCCGGAAAUCUGUUCCAAGGACCUUACUCCACUGGACUGCGAGGAGAACUAUCCACGAUUGUUUGGAUAGAUUCGACGAUUUACAAAUACCCUCAGUUAAACGUCCUAAAAACUCAAAAUCCAGAUCGAGACUUUUAGGCAAGAGUCCAGAUGACUCCUAUAAUCAGGCAAAACCCUGCGCACGACCAUCCACCGCUCCAGAGUCUAACAAGCGACGGGAAAGUGUCACCGGGAAAUUCGCAAGUCCUCGGAUGGUCUCGGCGGGCUUAGUUCAUAUCCAUGACACCACCCCAGAGUACGACAUACGGAAAGUGAGGUCCAAAAGAAAAUUAAAAGAGAAUAUUGAAAAGCGUCCGCUCAUUUAUGAUAUUAUCCAGAUGUUAGACACUGCAGAAUAAUACGUGAGGCCACCAGUCAGAAUAUAAUUUCUCCAUUAACAAAAUGGUUUGGAGAUCUAUCCUUGUGCGUGAUAGAAGUCAACAACGAAAUUUCAUCUUGUGAGACCAUUUUGUUAUGAUUAAAAUGAAAAAUAAACACAUUCUGUGUAAA
Molecule: messenger RNA, 6878 nt
Organism: Peromyscus maniculatus bairdii (prairie deer mouse)
Lineage: Eukaryota; Metazoa; Chordata; Mammalia; Rodentia; Cricetidae
Gene: Catspert
Product: catsper channel auxiliary subunit tau
Source: RefSeq, a predicted model, not a curated record